Macrosiphum euphorbiae (potato aphid) is the source of this 1509-nucleotide messenger RNA. Lineage: Eukaryota; Metazoa; Arthropoda; Insecta; Hemiptera; Aphididae. The record is from the annotation of a GenBank genome assembly.
AUGAUGGAAGUUGGUCAGACAUUUACCUCAUAUUUUGAUUUUCAAAAUAAUUUUGAGGAAUAUAAAAAAACUUUUUUUUGUGAUUUUGCGAUUUCGGAUUGUCGAACUUUAAAUGUAGCUCGAAAAAAAUAUCCGCAAAAAUUAAAAAAUACUCCGGACUCGUUAAAAUAUUAUUUUGUAAAAUUUAAAUGUGUUCAUGGAGGAGUUUACAAGAAGUGUUCUAACAACGAACAGCAACGAUCCACAUCUACUAUGAAGCAAAAUUGUCCAGCAUUCAUUUAUGUAACAGUAACCAGUGAUGGUACAAAAUUAGAAAUUGCACGUAUGGAUGAAUGCCAUAACCAUGCUAUGUCUUCAAUGUUGUUUUCUAAUCUACCCAAUCAGCGCCGAUUAGCUCCUCAGACCAAAUCUGAAGUAAUUGAAUUGAUGGAUUUGAAAGCUAAUAAGAAGUUAAUUCAAUCAAAAAUCCAUGCCGAAACUGGAAAAAAAGUUACUCUUAAAGAUUUAUCAAAUAUAAAUAGCACAGAAAAACUAAAGCACAGACCAAAAAAUUUUGAGGAAACAAUCGAAGAGGUUAAAAAUACGUAUAAAUGUACGAUUGAAUUGCUAGUGCAUAAUGAUGGGACUUUAUUGGGAUUGUUCCUUCAAGACUCAAGAAUGAAAAUAGAAUUUGAAAAUUUUCCUGAGAUGGUUUGUGCUGAUGCAACUUAUAAAUUGAUAGAUUUGAAAAUACCAUUGUAUGUCCUGCUAGUUGAAGAUGGUAAUGGCCAGAGUGAAGUAGCAGCCCUUGGCCUAUUAGUAAAUGAAGAAAAGGAGACGUUAGCAUGGUUUUUUAAAAAAUUCAAAGAACUAAAUCCUGCCAAGAAUGCAGAGAAUGACAACGACAGUGAAACGGUCGAAACUGGAUGUAGUAUAGAUCAGAAAGUAGCUAAUGUAAAUAUAGCUAAUGUUACACCAUCCUUGGAAACUAGAAGUGAUAUUGUCCUAUCAGAUGUCAAAUUGCCAAAAAAAGUAAAAUGCCCCGGAAGACCAAAGGGAGCUGCACUAACAUCAAUAGGUCUACCUAAAAAACGAGCCAUUAGUAAUCCUACUGCAUUUGCGAAAAAACAUUUUAAAAUUAAAGAAAAUAUUAUAAUGGAAUGGCUUACUGAUAAAAAAGUGGUUAAUCAAGUUAGAAAUGACAAAUAUAUCAUAGAGAAGAAGGAUAUUGAAUGCCGCCAUGAAGUUAUUUGCAAUGGUAUUAUGGAAGAAGACGUUGAUAUCCAUAUCAUAAGACCUUACUGCACAAAAGAUGCAUGGAAAACCAUAUUAAAUUUAAUAAAAGCCAAAAAAAAAAAUAUGACAUGGAUAUGCCCUGUUUGUAACCGUGACAUUGGAUCGGAGUGUGUUUUGUGUGAUUCUUGCCUAGUAUGGUUUGAUGCUGUUUGUGUUGGAUUUAAUAUAAAAUCAAAACGCACAGGAUCGUAUUGGUUUUGUACACAUUGUAAAGAAACAAAUACAAAUAAAUAA